GUCCUAUGUUGUCGCAAUUGUAUUAUUACGUUGCUAGUCUUACAGCAUCGACGUAAAGAUAGUGUCGUGCAAGAUAAAUAUUACUACAUAUCUAAUCCUGGCUUGGCAUGCAGCCAGGCGCUUUGCCGUACCCACCCCGUUGGUUCAAGGCUAUUUAGGAUCAUCUGAACGUAUAGCUAGCGACAGCGCGACGAACAUGAGAAAUACCGGAUCUCCUCAGGCUCUCACUCACACUGUAGGACAGAACUAUGGCUCGACACAACCCACCUCAACUUGUCAAGUCGAUGGAACAAUAGCAAACGAACCACCUAGCUUCACUGCCAGAAAUGCUGGGAUGCUAUUCAUCAUUUCCUCCCAGUUCUUCUUCGCUUGCAUGAACAUUUCUGUGAAGAUGCUGAACAACUUGGAGCCUCCGGUUCACGCGUUUCAGAUCAUUGUAGUCAGGAUGGGCAUCACGUUCAUAUGCUGUGCGAUAUACAUGAUUAUCAUGAGGAUCCCUAAUCCGAUCAUUGGUCCAAAAGGUGUUCGAACGCUACUGGUCAUUCGUGGGAUCACCGGGUUUUUCGGAUUAUGUGGCUUGUAUUUGUCAAUUCAGUAUUUGUCUGUCGCAGAUGCGACAGUCCUGGGUUUCUUGAAACCUCUGACAACAGCAGUUGCUGGAUGCGUCCUCCUGAAGGAGAGAUAUUCCAUCAAGCAAGCUGUCGCGGGAGUUUGCAGUUUACUUGGUGUUGUCCUCAUCGCUCGGCCCCCGUUUCUAUUUGUCUCCCUACCAGCUGCCAUCCCUGAAGGACACUACUUGCCAGAACCGACCCCGGUGCAGAGGCUGGCAGGUGUUGGGGUGUCUAUGGUCAGUGUGCUUGGAGCCACUGCAGCAUAUACCUCGAUUCGUGCAAUUGGGAAGCGCGCUCAUGCGCUGCAUAUAUUGACAUCUUUUUCGCUGGGGUGCACCAUCAUGGCAUCUUUGGGGAUGAUCGCCUUCAAUAUUUCAGUCGUAUAUCCAACAAGUAGAUCAUGGACAUGGACGCUUCUUUUGCUCAUGAAUGGUGUCUUCGGCUUCGUGGCGCAGGUUCUUUUGACGAUGGGGCUGCAGCGAGAAACUGUGUCGCGUGGUCUUACCGGAGUGUAUAUCCAGGUGCUUUUCGCUGUGGUGCUUGAACGCCUAAUAUUCGGAGUUGUACCGUCCCUACUGUCAGUUAUCGGUGCGGUCAUCAUUAUGUCAUGUGCUCUCUAUGUCGUCUUGAUGAAGCCAGGAACCUACCCAAGUCAGCACCCCAAGCAGUACAGCGUGAACUAAUGGAUUCCUGCCCCCUCGCAGGCCACGAUGAGGCUUCCCCGGGUCCUUAUAAACCUUGUAAUUGU
This is a messenger RNA of Suillus paluster, 1359 nucleotides long. RefSeq names its product drug/metabolite transporter superfamily. The coding region runs from base 197 to 1294 and encodes 365 amino acids. The transcript has 12 exons. Lineage: Eukaryota; Fungi; Basidiomycota; Agaricomycetes; Boletales; Suillaceae. Gene Ontology annotation, cellular component: membrane. The record is from RefSeq and is a predicted model, not a curated record.